AUGAAGGGCCAUAAAGUCCUCAGUGUCGCUUCGGCGCUUUCAUUCUUUACCAUCGGCCUUUGCGCCAGUAACUCCACUACAACUACGUCUACUUCAUCAUCAGGUCUCCUGGCAGAUGGCAACGUAAACUUGGGGGCUGCCUCUGAUGCCUACGAGAAAGCUGUCACUUUCAUAUCUUCUUUGACAAAUGCCCAAAAGAUCGCCAUCAUCACCGGCCAGUCCAUCGACGAUGGCAACGUAACAUGGACUCCCUUGGCAUCAAAGGAUGGUGCCGUUGGCAUCAACAUGAACUUCUUUGUUUCAGGUUUCAGCACACCUCAGGCUGUGAGCAUGACCUGGAACCGUACACUGUUCCUUGAAAACUUUUCAGCACUUGGAAAGGAGUUCUACGCUUUAGGCGUAAGUUUGGCAGAUGGUCCUGUCUCUAGCCCAAUGGGACGUGUGGCUUAUGGUGGCCGUAAUGGCGAAGGAUUUGCUCCUGACCCAUACUUGAACGGUAUUGCCAUGGGUCAAGCUAUUGCUGGCAUAAACAGCGCUGGUGUUGUCACAGUUGGUAGACAUUUUCUCUUCAAUGAACAGGAGACAAAUCGAUCUUCUACCAACAGAUAUUCGAGCAACGUAGAUGAUAAGACAACUCGCGAAGUCUACCUCUGGCCCUUUGCCGACGCUGUCAAAUCCGGCAUGAUGGCUACUAUGUGUGCCAUGAACAAGGUUAACAACACUCUUUCAUGCGAAAACUCCGAACUCCUCAACAACUACUUGAAGACCGCCGUUGGCUUCCCAGGUAUGGUCACUCCUGAUCAAGGUGCUCAAUCAACCUCUUUCGGCUCCGCCAAUGGUGGUCUGGAUUAUGGAUCAUCCUCACUAUGGUCAGAGGAAAUUCUCGAAGCUGGUAUCGCCAAUGGGAGCUUUACGCAAGAGAGGCUAGAUGAUAUGGCUGUUCGCAAUGUCAUUGGUUACUACUUCGCUGGUCUUGACGACGGCCUUCUGCCUUCGGAAGCGGGUUACACUGACGACCGUGAUGUCCGUGAAGAUCACGCGGAUGUCAUACGACAGGUUGGUGGCGAGGCACUUGUACUUGUCAAGAACACGCAAGAUGGUACAGGUCGAGGUUUACCUUUGAGUAAGCCUCGCACUAUCUCUCUCUUUGGAGCUCAUGCUGGUCCUGCUAUGGCUGGUCCCAACCGAGCCUUCAGUGUUCAAGGAACGCCUGCCGAUACCUACCAAGGUCACCUCGCCGGUCCUGGUGGCUCUGGUCAGCCAUCGCUCUCCUAUCUCGUCACUCCAUUCCAGGCUAUCAGCGCCCGUGCCAUUGCCGAUCGAUCGAUGAUCUGGUGGGUCCUCAACAACACAUACACAGAUUCUUCUAGCUCGUCUAGGGGUAUGGGCGGUGGUAUGGGUGGUGGUAUGGGUGGUGGCUUUACUGGAGGUGGUAUGCCGACUACGAAUACCAACAGCACCAGUAUGACAGCUCCAGCCGGCACUUCCGGAAACAGUAGCUCCAGCUCCGGUUCCACAAACUCUGUCAAUCUUGGUAGUUUGGGCUCAGGCACAGCAUUAUCCCCUUCAAUCUCGAACUAUGCUCUAAACUCCGCUGCCUGCCUCGUUUUCAUCAAUGCCGACUCUGGAGAGGGUGCUGACCGUGGCGAGCUCUCCAAUGAUGAGCAGGAUACUAUGGUCACUACCGUUGCCGACAACUGUAACAACACUAUUGUGGUUGUGAAUACUGUUGGUCCACGUAUCCUAGAUGCUUGGAUCGAGCACGAGAACGUCACUGCCGUUCUUUACAGUGGUCUUUUGGGUCAAGAGUCUGGAAAUGCGAUUGCCGAUGUCCUGUACGGUGAUGUAAACCCUAGUGCGAAGCUCGGAUACACUCUUCCCAAGAAUGCCACCGAUUACCCCUCCGAGUUCAAUGUUUGCGAGGAAGAUCAAUGCGACUACAGUGAGGGAGUGUAUCUCGAUUACCGCUACUUUGACUCUAAGAAUAUUACUGUUCGUUACCCAUUCGGAUACGGUCUCUCCUAUACCAACUUCACUUACAGCACCGUGGUUACUGCUACCAUUGUCAAUCAAACUGCCCUCACAUACAAGUACGCUUCAGGACCAAUCGGUCUUGGUGGUGAAGCCGAUCUUUGGGAUGAUGUUCUCAACGUUACUACCAGUGUCUCAAACAGUGGUGCUGUAGCUGGCGCUGAGGUUGCCCAACUCUACAUUAGCUUCCCUGAUGAGGCUGAACAGCCAGUUCGCAUUCUUCGGGGCUUUGAGAAGGUCAAUAUUGCCCCAGGAGAGUCAGCAGAUAUUUCUUUCAGCCUUCGCCGACGUGAUAUUAGUUACUGGGAUACCGCAGCUCAGGCCUGGGCCGUUGCUUCCGGCGACUACACUAUCUCUGUUGGUGCCAGCUCGAGAGAUUUGAAGGCUAGCACUACAUUGACCCUUACAAUUGGCUCCACUAGUACUUAG
This is a messenger RNA of Botrytis deweyae, 2460 nucleotides long. RefSeq lists its product as uncharacterized. The coding region runs from base 1 to 2460 and encodes 819 amino acids. Gene Ontology annotation, molecular function: beta-glucosidase activity. The record is from RefSeq and is a predicted model, not a curated record. NCBI's taxonomy places the organism in Eukaryota, Fungi, Ascomycota, Leotiomycetes, Helotiales, Sclerotiniaceae. The transcript is spliced from 3 exons. Gene Ontology annotation, biological process: glucan catabolic process.